Messenger RNA from Rotaria socialis, 777 nucleotides. Lineage: Eukaryota; Metazoa; Rotifera; Eurotatoria; Philodinida; Philodinidae. The record is from the annotation of a GenBank genome assembly.
AUGUCUGAUCUCCAGGUUAAUACUAAAUUACCAUUACGCCGUAAUCGGCCUGGUAGUAAAGCAAAAGAUUGGUGCCAUUGGCCCGAAGAAACUUCAGAAAAUAUGGAUUCACUUUAUCAUAUUCAACAAUAUAUUCAACAAUCGAUUCGACGUGAUUCAUCUGACAUUGAUUUUAUUCUUAAAGCACCUGACCAACAAGAUGAAGGCGUAUGGAAAUAUGAACAUUUAAGACAAUUUUGUCUUGAAUUGAAUGAUUUAACUGUUCUUUUACAAAAAGAAUGUUUACCUGAAACUUGUUCACAAAUGACAGCAACUGAACAAUGGAUAUUUUUAUGCGCUGCACAUAAAAAUCCAAAAGAAUGUCCAGCUAUUGAUUAUACACGGCAUACACUCGAUGGUGCUGCUUCAUUAUUAAAUAGCAAUAAAUAUUUUCCAAGCCGAAUCUCAAUUAAAGAAACAUCAAUUGCAAAAUUAGGUAGUGUAUGUCGCCGUAUCUAUCGAAUAUUUUCUCAUGCAUAUUAUCAUCAUCGUCCAAUCUACGAUGAAUUCGAAGGACGUACACAUCUAUGCCGGCGAUUUACUGUUUUUGCAUUACGUUAUGGGCUCAUUCCAAAAGAUAAUUUAAUUGUACCAAUUCAUGGUGUUAAUCAAGAUAUAACAACAAUAAUGCAACAACAAACAUCGCCAGUUAAAACACAUUCUAAUCAAUCAUUAAAAAAUGGCGAUAGUCCGCCUUCACCUACUGUUACUGCAACACAAGCCGAAAGCGAUGCUUAA